AUGAAAUUAAUAUUAAUCUUCUCAUUAAUUACAAUAUGCCAAUCAACGUUGCUCAAUGGACUUCAGAAUUGCGCUAGUUGUCCUUAUGCUACUCCAAUAGCUUAUAGACAGCCUUCAGGAGCUUUUCCUCUUCCAUCUGAACGAUAUGUAUUUGGGCGUCCACAACAGCCUUAUCGACAACAGGCUUACCAAAACCCUCCCGCUUACAUUAUGACAAAUCCAGUACCACAACAACAACUUUUUUUCCAACCUGGCGUCGUAGCUCCACAGCUUUAUGUAACUCCUCCACAAGCUUAUGCUACUCCUCCACAACUAUAUGCUACUCCUCCACCUGUCUAUGCUACUCCUCCACCCAUAUAUGCAACACCUCCACCAACUUAUCCAACACCACGACCUACUUAUCCAACUCCUCCACCAACCUAUCCUACUCCUCCUCCAACAACAACAACAACAACACCACCACCACCCAAAUGUUUCAUAAACCAAUAUGGCUACAAGUGCUGCAACGCCGCCCUGAUGUCAGCCAUAACGCAGCUUAUGAAUACUCCAACAAAUCAACAAAAAUGGAGAAAUUGUAACAUGAUGAAACAGGCGAUAGAUAUGAAAAAUUCAUUGGAAGAUAUGUUUGGAAGAUCAUUUGAAGCAGUUAUUUCGCCAUCUGAGAUCGCCAAUAAGAGCCGAUACAUGGGAGAUUUUAUGUGUAAAUCUCGUUCUCCUGAUGGAAAGGUAGUAAUGGUCUAUGCAGCUGGUAAUCAAUAUACCAUUGGUCCAGGACCAUCCAGACCAUUGACAGAAGAAGAAAUCCAAGCCAAAGGAUGGUCAGCCAAGGACAGAGAAGUUACAGAUUUUGAAUAA
Auanema sp. JU1783 is the source of this 855-nucleotide messenger RNA. NCBI's taxonomy places the organism in Eukaryota, Metazoa, Nematoda, Chromadorea, Rhabditida, Rhabditidae. The record is from the annotation of a GenBank genome assembly.